Cyprinus carpio (common carp) is the source of this 1959-nucleotide messenger RNA. RefSeq names its product hyaluronan and proteoglycan link protein 3-like. Gene Ontology annotation, molecular function: hyaluronic acid binding. Gene Ontology annotation, biological process: cell adhesion. Lineage: Eukaryota; Metazoa; Chordata; Actinopteri; Cypriniformes; Cyprinidae. The record is from RefSeq and is a predicted model, not a curated record.
UUAUUCCUCACCUCGGACGAUGAGCAGAGUAGUUGUAGCAAAAGGAGCCUGAGAAAGUAUUUUACAUUGGACACUGUUGGAAAGCAGUGGGAUACAGGGAGUCACCGUGAAUAUGAGGAUUUUACGCCAUCUGCUGGUGCUUUUAAUGCACCUGGUCCUCGGAAGCGGUGACCAGCGAUUCUCCAAUGGCUAUUAUUAUCAGGAUAUAAUUAAUGGAAAUGGCAAUGGGGAGAUAUACUUCCACAAGAUCCGUCUUCACGUUGAGUCUCCUGAAACGUUAGUGUCGGCUGUUCAGGGGAGUAACGUCACACUGCCCUGUCAUUACCGCUACGAGCCGGCGCUCAGCGAGCCCCGCUUGACACGGGUCAAGUGGUUCGGCAACCCGUACGGGCGGGAGCGUGACGUCAUGGUGGCCAUCGGCACGCGUCACCGGAGUUACGGAGACUUUAAAGGACGCGUGCGGCUCCGCCGAAGCGCCCCGGGCGAUGUGUCCCUCGUCAUCAACCCACUACAGUCCGACGAUACCGGGCGCUACCGGUGUGAAAUAAUUGAUGGUCUCGAGGACGAGAGCGUGACAGUGCAUCUUAAGUUUCGAGGUGUGGUGUUCCCCUAUCACUCCUCUAGGGGGCGCUAUCUGAUGACCUUUCAUGAGGCUAAGGAGGCAUGUGAGAAACAGGAUGCACAGCUGGCUACCUUUGAGCAGCUCUACGCUUCUUGGGAGGAAGGGUUAGACUGGUGUAACGCUGGGUGGCUUAUUGAUGGGACAGCACAAUAUCCCAUCGUAGUGCCACGAGAGGCUUGUGGUGGCACCGACCUGGCACCUGGUGUACGGAGCUACGGCGCUCGAAACAAAAGUCUGGACCGGUUGAUGCCCUUCUGCUUCACUUCAUCCAUUAAAGGAGAGGUCUACUUCUUGCAGCAUCCCAUCAAACUAAAUUUCACAGAGGCAGCGGAGGCCUGUCAGAAUGACGGAGGCCGUAUUGCUAAAGUUGGCCAGUUAUACGCAGCCUGGAGGUUUGUGGGAUUGGACCAGUGUGAUGCGGGCUGGUUGGCUGACGGUAGCGUACGUUACCCAAUCAUCCAACCCAGGAUGAACUGUGGGGCAUCAGAACCAGGGGUGCGCAGCUUUGGCUUUCCUCCGAAACAUUUGAAACAUGGCGUAUAUUGCUACAAAGCCCACUGGUAAAAUGUACAAUUUAUUUCAAAUGUAUAAAUACUUCUGUAAAAACCGCAGUGAACAGUACUUCUUUCUACUACACUACUGAUAUUCAAUUCGUAAUAACGUGUCUUUUAUUGUGUCUUGAUUUGAUUUGAAAUGUCCUUGAAUUCCUACCAAAUUUACACUGCAAAGGCGGCACAGAGGUGCUUCUGAAGUGGCAUUUAGGUGUCUUUACACAAACUGUUUAAUGCUGUUCAGAGGUUGCAUGAAUGCAUUUACACAGCAAAUACAACUGUGUUUUGAUAUUAGAGGCAGUGGUGGGUUAGAGCUGGCUUAAUUUAGUCUGGCUUUUAUGCAACAUUAUUUCUUCACACAAAAUUUUGAGUAGGCACAGAGCAGCCUUAACUCAGCUGUCUAAAGUUGCCUUUAAAUGUUCUAAUGUGUUGGAAAAUUAAAUUUCAAGUGCUAAUUUGGAUAUUUACACUUUAAAACUUAAAAAAAAUGAAGGUUUAAACUAACUUUGUGUGGUCAUCACAUUUUAUACAGCAUUUACAGUUCUACAAUGUUUUUUUUUUGUUUAGGGCUAAAGACUGAAAUUGGUGGUGGGUCAUUUUUAAAAGACUUUUAUGAUCUGAUUGCUUGUAUUAUGUAGCAUUUUAAUGCAAAUAAUCAAUUAGUCGGUGGCAUCUGCUGGUAUAUUAUUUGUAUGCAUGACUUCUUAAUAUUAUCUGAGACAUCAUUCAAAAAGCCAGAUUUCAUUUCAAUAAAUAGUUUUUUCCUACAACAAUUCUGUAUGUGUU